Messenger RNA from Callorhinchus milii (elephant shark), 1276 nucleotides. It is a transcript of the gene ndufaf5, whose product is annotated as NADH:ubiquinone oxidoreductase complex assembly factor 5. The record is from RefSeq and is a predicted model, not a curated record. The transcript has 11 exons. Gene Ontology annotation, cellular component: mitochondrion. NCBI's taxonomy places the organism in Eukaryota, Metazoa, Chordata, Chondrichthyes, Chimaeriformes, Callorhinchidae. The coding region runs from base 34 to 1170 and encodes 378 amino acids. Gene Ontology annotation, molecular function: S-adenosylmethionine-dependent methyltransferase activity. Gene Ontology annotation, biological process: mitochondrial respiratory chain complex I assembly.
CACACGUCUGCGCGACCGUUAAGAGAUUCCAAAAUGAACCGCGUCCUGUGUUCGGUGUUGAACUCCUCGCUGUGUCGGUGCAGCAGACCGGUUAGUUUCACCCACCGUCACCCCCGGUUGCUGGCCUCGGCCGCCUGGGCCCGAACGAGGAAAGGCCGCGGGAUCGAAGCGUCUCGGUUUCGGACUCUGCCCCGAACAAACUCAGGCGGCGACCACCGGGUCAGUCCGGCCAGAGCCCGAUCAGCCCCGACUGAAAAUACACUGAACGUGUUUGACAGGAAAACGAAGAGGAGACAGAAAAACUGGGCAUCCUCGGUCUCGGAGAGUGGCAAAUACGACUAUCUUAAGAAGGAGGUUGGAAGCAGAGUUGCGGAACGUAUUUUUGAUGUAUCAAGAACCUUUCCUGUUGCAUUGGACAUUGGGUGUGGAAAAGGUUACAUUGCUCAAAACCUAAACACGGAUGUUGUUCAGAAAUUAUUCCAAGUGGACAUUGCAGAAAAUACUUUGAAAAAUCCAAUUGAGACCGAAGUUCCCACCUAUAAUAUUUUAGCAGAUGAAGAAUUCCUUCCCUUCAAAGAAAAUACAUUUGACCUUGUUUUUAGUAGUUUAAGUUUGCAUUGGGUGAAUGAUCUUCCUGGGGCAUUCAGACAGAUUAAUUAUUCCUUAAAACCAGAUGGGGUAUUUAUUGGUGCCAUGGUGGGAGGAGAGACUCUAUACGAACUUCGCUGCUCCCUACAGUUGGCAGAAUUGGAGCGUGAAGGAGGUUUUGCACCCCACGUAUCACCUUUCACUGCCUUGACGGACUUGGGCAAUCUGCUGGGAGGAGCAGGGUUUAACAUGCUGACUUUGGACUUUGAUGAAAUCCAGGUGAAUUAUCCAGGAAUGUUUGAAAUAAUGGAAGAUUUACAAGGUAUGGGAGAGAGCAAUUGUGCGUGGACUAGAAAACCCUUGUUGCAUAGAGACACAAUGCUGGCAGCUGCUGCAAUCUACAAAGAGAUGUAUGGGAGUGACGAUGGAUCUGUGCCAGCAACAUUUCAAAUUUUCUAUAUGAUUGGUUGGAAACCCCACGAAUCGCAGCCUAAACCAGCACAGAGAGGUUCUGCUGCAUUAUCAUUUGACCAUCUGGGGAAAAUGAAUGAACUUAUAUCAACAAAAAAGAAUAAAAGUUGAAAUAAAAUGUUUAAAUUGAGACUGACAAAUUUAUGGAUUGUAUAAAUGGAAAACUUUAUAAUGUGAUUGUGGUUGGAGCUCUGUUUCAAAUUAAACUUUUGUUUAU